AUGACAAACAAAACCGUCGGUUGUUUAUGAAAGCCAGUGUAGUGUAUAAAUUCUGAGACCAGCGCUAUUUAAAAUGGCUAACUACGAAGUACCAAAGCGAGAUUCCGACGACCCUAACUACCUAUAUGGACAAUGGUUAUCCAAUCCUGCCCCCGGAGACGAAGUGGUUAUUUCGGGCAUGUCGGGGCGUCUUCCCGAGUCAAACAAUCUCCAAAUCUUUAAGAACAACUUAUUCAACAAAAUUGAAAUGGUUAGUGACGAUUUGAGACGAUGGAACGUUCGGCAUCCAGAGAUCCCUAAAAGAACAGCCAAAAUUCCCGACGUCGAUCGAUAUGAUGCUGGAUAUUUUGGGGUACAUCAUCGUCAAGCCGAUAUCAUGGAUCCCAUGAUGAGAGUCCUCAUGGAAACUGCAAUAGAAGCUAUUAUGGAUGCAGGAAUAAAUCCGGUAGAACUGGAAGGAACCAGAACUGGAGUGUUCAUUAGUACUUCGUGGUCGGACAUGGAAGUCGACACUUACGUUAAUGUAACUCAACAACAAAGUUUUGCCAUAACGGGAUACCUUCGAUCUUUAAUAUCUAGAAGAAUCAGCUACUACUUGAAGGUGAAAAGUCCCGUUUUCAACUCAGAUACUGCUUGCAGUAGUUCUUUCAAUGCCCUUGACGCCGCUUUCAAAGCCAUUAGAAGCGGACAAUGUGACUACGCUUUGGUGGGCGGCACCAAUUUGUUACUCCAUCCUGGCAUUUCUCUCCAAUUUUUUCGCUUAGGUGUGUUAAGCAGCGACGGUAAAUGUAAAGUUUUCGAUCAAGAUGCCAGUGGUUACGUUCGAAGUGAAACUAUCGCUUGCGUAUUUCUGCAAAAGGCUAAAAACUCUAGACGGAUUUACGCAAAAAUUAUCAACACUAAAGUGAAUGGUGAUGGUUUUAAAGACCAAGGAAUUACGUUUCCUUCGACGUUAGCCCAGCUCAAACUUAUGACGGAAAUCUACGAAGACAGCAACGUCCACCCUUCUGAUUUGAGCUUUUUGGAGGCACAUGGCACUGGUACUCAGGUGGGUGAUCCGCAGGAAGUGGAAGCCAUAGAUUCGGCGUUGGCUCGGAAAAGACAAAAGCAGCUUCUGGUGGGUUCGGUGAAGUCGAGUAUUGGUCACACUGAACCAGCGUCUGGUAUUUGUUCUCUCAUCAAAGUACUGUUUGCUAUGGAAACAGGGUACAUCACGCCUAAUAUUAACUUGAAACGUGUUAAAAAGGGAAUGAAGGGAUUCGAAGAAGGAAGGAUGAAAGUAGUAACCGAAGCUACUGAACUAGAAGGUGAAGAAGCCAUAGUUGGAAUAAAUAAUUUUGGUUUUGGUGGCAACAAUGGACAUGCGAUUGUGCAGAGAUUUGGGAAAGGAAAAACGAAUUAUGGUUUACCUGAUGACGAUAUUCCCAGACUGGUGUGUGUAAGUGGACGUUCUGAGACAGCCGUCCAAAACAUGCUAGAGAAUUUAAGUCUGGAUUGCGAACAUGUGGCACUGUUCCACCAAAUUUUUAAAAACAAUAUCCGCAACCACCUUUACAGAGGUUACACGAUUUUAUCCAAAAGUGGUUCCAUAGCAACUUCGUCGAAAUUCUGGAAUUCUCGGAUCUCACCACUGUAUCUAGUUUUUGGCGAGAUUAUUGACAGUUUCGCGCUACUCGGGUCAUAUUUUAUGGGAUUUCCAGUUUUUAGGGACACAAUUUCAAGGAUCAACAAAAUACUGUCACAAGAAAAAAUGAAAACAUUUGAAGAGAUUUUAGAGCGUCGUACGAAAAAGGAAGAAAUUUGGGGCUCAAUUUGUUUACAGAUUGGUAUAAUAGACAUUAUAAAGAGUUUGGAAUUACAUCCGACAGCAGUUUAUGGCAGUUAUCACGGAAGACUUGUGAAUGCAUACUAUUAUCAAGUUACUAAUUUACAAGAAACAGUUUCAGCAGCUUUAGAAGUCAGCAGUUCAACUAAUCCAGAUGUUUACUUUGAAACUAUGUUAAAGAGCAUCAGUAAAACACGACGCAAAAAUUUAAAAGGUGACUCGUUUGAUUACAAUAAUUUUACCAAGCUACCGAAAAAUUCUUUCGUUUUGAACGUAUCGGACUCGCAUUUGAACAACAUAGAUGUUCUUUUGGUAGAAGGGAACAGGGUUAAUUUUCUUAAUAUUCUGGGAAGAUUGUACGAAAAGGGCCACAUUCCUCAAUUGCACAGGCUAUACCCUCCAACUGAAUUUCCAGUCAGCAGAAACACCCCCAUGAUCUCACCUUUAGUACAAUGGGACCACAGAAAAAGCUGGUAUAUCUACAAAUUUAGUGAGUUCAGAGCAACCGAUAGUGAACAAAUGGAGUAUAACAUUUCAUUUUUGGAGAAUGAGUAUAAAUACAUAGCUGGACAUAUUAUUGACGGCCGCAACUUUAUCCCCGCUGCUGAAUACUUAUAUCUUGUUUGGCACACUUUCGCCCAAAGUAGACGACUACUAACAAACGAUCUGGCAGUAGUUUUUGAAGACUGUAAAUUCAAGAGGGCCAUCAUAAUGCCUAAAAGCGGUUUUUUGAAACUUCUCGUGAUGAUCCAAAGAGGUAGUGGAAAUUUCGAAAUUUUUGAAAAAAAUUCUGUUGUUGUUACUGGACGCAUUCGAGCUGUUGAAGAUGUGACUACACACUGGGUAGAUCUUAAACCACACACUUGGGACGAUACAGAUUCUACCCAGAUUUUAGAACAGGAUGAAGUUUACAGAGAAUUAACCUUGCGCGGUUACAACUACAGUGGUCUCUUUAAAGGUAUUCAGAAAUGUAACAGUGAGGCUUCUGUUGGUUUCCUUAAGUGGACAGAGAACUGGGGCACCUUUAUAGAUACCAUGCUUCAAAUGAGAAUCCUCCGGGAAGACACUAGAUUACUAUAUGUUCCUGUUGGUAUCAAAAAAAUUGUUAUAGACCCUGAACAACAUCUACGAGGCGUUACUAAGCUAGAAGCAGAAGAACCUAUUCUACCUGUGUACGUUCAUAAGGACUGCGACAUAGUCACCUCAGGCGGUAUUCAAGUUUCUGGACUGCAAGCUAAAUCUAUUUUCAAAAAGAAACCCAAACUGGAGCCUGUUUUAGAAAAGCACAUCUUCGUUUCUAACUCUUCCGUUUUGGAUGUGGCUACAGCCAUCCGAGUUAACGUUCAAAUCAUUUUGGAGAACAGCUUAGAAACUCACUUUAAAGCUGUAGAAAUCGUUGACGAGUUCACAGAUUCGUGUUCAGAGUAUUUACUCAAAUUUGUGUGUGAUGCUUUGGACGACAUUCCGGUGAUUUCUCCUGAUCUUACUAUCCCUUCUAAAAUUCCUUUGGAAGAUAUUCCGGGUGUAAAAGUGGAAGAUAUUACUCUCACGCAUCAAAGUAAGAUCCUCCUCAUUAUUGGUACCAAGCUUCUACAACGACCAAAUCUAAAACAACUUUUGACUUCUCUCCAGAAAAACGGGUUUGUUUUGACGAGAGAAGAACUCAGCAGUGCACCAGAACUUGACGAAAACUUGGAAAUCGUCACAGAAUACACUACAUCUAACGAAAAAUUAAUCUUGUUAAAGAAAAAUGAAAAUUUUGUCGAGACGACAUUCAUUCCUGUUUGUUCAAACGACCUAAACUGGUUGCCUGAAGUCCAAAAAUCUUUGAAAGAUGGUUCCAAUAUAGUAGUCUACUCUGUAGACGAACAACCUGAAGGUGUAUUAGGGCUAAUAAAUUGCAUCAGACGCGAACCAAAUGGACACAAGCUCAAGUGUUUCUUUUUAAUGGACGAAGCUCCAAAGUUUGACCCAAACAGUGAAUUUUAUCAGGACCAAGUCAGAAAAAAUUUGGCUGUAAACAUAUACAAAAAUAAGAAUUGGGGUACUUAUCGACAUCUACGGUUAGAACAAACACCUGAAGUUGAAUGUCAAUAUUGUUACGCCAAUGUGAUGAACAUAGGAGACAUUUCCAGUUUCAAAUGGCUCGAAGGUACCUUAAGAGAAGAAACGCCUUUACCAAAAGACAAAAUUUUGAUCAAAACUUAUUAUUCAGCGGUCAAUUUCAAAGACAUUAUGGCAGCCCUAGGACGCGUCAGUUUGGAAACUUUGACAACCGAUCGAUUGAAACAAGAUUGUGUGUUAGGUUUUGAGUUCUCUGGACGAGAUUUAAGUGGACGUCGACUAAUGGGUAUAGUGGGCACCGGAGCAUUGUCUACUUACCUUGCAGCCGACUGUACUUUCCUAUGGGAAGUACCUGAUGCGUGGAGUCUCGAAGAAGCAGCUACAAUUCCUGUUGUCUAUUGUACAGUUUUGUAUGCUCUUCUAGUGGUCCACAAAUUGAAACCUGGCAACUCGAUUCUUAUACACUCCGCAACUGGUGGUAUUGGACUAGCAGCUCUAAAUAUUUGCACUCACUAUAAAUGUGAUAUCUAUGUAACAGUUGGCACUGAAGAUAAAAAAACGUAUUUGAGGAAACACUACCCACAUAUUCCAAGUAAUCACAUCGGCAAUUCACAUGAUACGUCUUUCGAAGAUAUGAUUAAAACAGAAACAGAAGGACAGGGAGUCGAUAUUGUGUUGAAUUCUCUCAGUGACGAUAAGCUUAAAGCUUCCAUUCGAUGUUUAGCACGUGGUGGCCGGUUUAUGGAAAUCGGAAAGUUUGAUUUGUCUAAUAAUACCUCUCUUCAGCUUUUGGUCAUGGAAAAACAGGCACACUUUUCUGGAAUAAUGUUAGAUCAAGUUUUCCUAAGUUCUAGAGAGAAUAAGGAGAAGAUUGCUAAAGCUCUGAACGAUGGUCUCACGACAGGAUUUAUUAAACCUCUACCUAGGGUGGUAUUUCAGCCUACAGAAGUAGAAAAGUCUUACAGAUUUAUGAUGACCGGUAAACACAUAGGAAAGGUCUUAGUGAAGAUUCGAGAUGAGGAAAAAGACAGAUCCGUUGUUCCCGAAACAACGAAAUUUCUGGUUACUCCAAGAUUUGGCUGCGACGUAAGAUACUGUUACAUUAUUAUUGGUGGUUUAGGCGGAAUUGGCAUGGAGUUGUGUGACUGGUUAAUUAUGAGAGGAGCUACCAAAGUGGUUCUAGUUUCAAGAUCGGGAGUACGAACCGGGUACCAAACGCAAAGACUAGGAAUUUGGAAGUCCUACGGGGUCGACGUUCGCAUUUCCACUGCAGAUGUUACCAACCACCAAGGCUGCACAGAUUUAAUAAACGAAUCAUCUAAAAUGGGACCUAUAGAUGCUAUUUUCAAUUUAGGAGUCGAACUCAAAGACGGACUUCUAGAAACCCAGACGAAAAAAACUUUCCUCGCCUCUUUAGCGCCUAAAGCGCAAGCCACAAUGCAUUUAGACCAAGCUACAAGAAACUUAUGUCCAACUUUAAGAUAUUUUGUAGUAUUUUCUUCAGUUUCCUGUGGACGAGGAAAUGCCGGUCAAAGUAACUACGGCAUGGCUAACUCCAUUAUGGAGAGGAUUUGCGAAAAGCGAAAACGGGACGGUUUUCCAGCCCUUGCUAUUCAGUGGGGAGCAAUUGGAGAGGUUGGCUUGGUUGCCAAACUUCAAAAGGAAAACAAAGAACUUGUGAUCGGUGGCACAUUACAACAAAAAAUAUCGAGUUGUUUCAAAGUUUUAGACACGUUUUUGAGGCAAGAUAACGCCGUCGUUGCGAGUAUGGUGGUAGCUGAGAAAUUUAAUAGAAGUUAUGGUAGUGACAGUGUUGUCGAAACAGUUGCCCACAUUCUGGGUUUAAAAGACAUCAAAACCGUAAGUCCACACGCGACGUUGGCUGAGCUUGGAAUGGAUUCUAUGAUGGGUACCGAAAUAGUACAAAUUUUAGAGAAAGAUUUUGAAAUUUAUCUAACAGCGCAAGAUAUGAGGAGUAUAACAUUUGCAAAGUUGAUUACGUUUGAUACAGAAAGAAGUAGUCAAAAUAAAGUCAGUGAGAAAACAGAACAAGGAGCAAAUAUGCUUCUGAGACACAUCCCUGAGAGGCGAACUAGCCAGUCGCUUCUUCUAAAGUUACCUAGUGCGGUAAAGGUUAACGAAGAAGCUCCCACAGUAUUUUUCUUCCCGGGUAUUGAAGGAGUGUUACAACCUAUGGAAGCAUUGUCACAAAAAUUGAAAGCUCAUGUGCAAGGAGUACAAUACAGCUACUAUAAUCCUGAAGAAACGAUUCAAGAAAUUUCAAAGAACGUUGUCUCGAAUAUCGAACAAUAUUUAUCCAAAAAUGUUCCCUUUUGCUUGAUUGGUUAUUCAUUUGGGACAGCUGUUAGUUUAGAAGUAACCCAUAUACUAGAGGAAAAGGGUUAUCUUGGUACAGUCCUUGCAAUAGAAGGGUCUCCUGCUUAUUUAAUUUCUUCAGCAAGAGAUUACUUUUCUGCAAAUAAUGAAGAAGAAUUUCAAACUGUUCUAUUGUACAAAAUCUUAACUCUUCUGGUUCCCUUCGAAUCACUUAUACCCCAUAAGGAAAAACUUCUAAAAUGUGAAAACUUUGACGACAGAAUUAAUCUUGCUUUAACCCUGAUACCCACGGAUGAAGCUACAAAGCAAAAAUUGGAUCGACAAGGUGCCUUCACGUUAUACGCGCGUUUCAAAGCAAUAUUAAAUUAUAGAGGCAUUAAUAAGAAACUUAAGUCUAAAGUACACUUAUUCAAAGCCAGGUAUCCACUGAUGAAAGAACAAGAAGAUUACCAAUUAUCGCAGUUGUGCGAAAAACCAGUAUCUGUAACUACAGUGGAAGGUGAUCACGCAACCAUUAUUAAGCAACCGGAGCUUGCUGAAAAUAUUAACAAACUUAUAUUUAAGUGAUUCAAGUAUGAUUAUUACGAUUUGUCUGUAAACGUGUUUGUUUCGUGAAAGAAAGACAUACUUAAA
This is a messenger RNA of Zophobas morio, 6859 nucleotides long. RefSeq names its product fatty acid synthase-like. Gene Ontology annotation, molecular function: fatty acid synthase activity; oxidoreductase activity; phosphopantetheine binding. The transcript is spliced from 19 exons. Bases 74 to 6793 code for a protein of 2239 amino acids. Gene Ontology annotation, biological process: fatty acid biosynthetic process. The record is from RefSeq and is a predicted model, not a curated record. NCBI's taxonomy places the organism in Eukaryota, Metazoa, Arthropoda, Insecta, Coleoptera, Tenebrionidae.